AUGAAUUGGAAUUCUAGAUAGCGAUUGCUUUCAUUUACAUUAUGCAUAAAAUUAGAAUACAAAGAGGAUUAACUUAAUAUAAUACGAAUGUCUUACUUUACUCUAAAGAAAUAUCUAUAAUUUAUAGAUAAUAAUGGAGUUGAUCAUAUUUAUGAAAUGCCAAUUUAGGAUAGAGUAUAUGAGAUUGUCUGGUAUUUUAUUGGAUUUGAGAUGGUCCCAAUUGAAAAUUGAUUUACUAUUUAUUUUUCUAAUCAUGAGCAAUUGAUUUAAACACAUUCGAUUUAGAUUGAAUUUCCAUUUUAUGAUGAAAAAUUGAAAUUAAUUUUUGGAGGAGACUUGAGUGUCAAACAUAAUCAAUAACUUCACAAUUCCUAAAAUGAAAAAUUAUCAUACUUUCUUGGAUAAGUUCUCAUUCUUAACUAUUAUUAAAUAUCUUCAUAACAUUAUUGUAAUACUGUGAUUUCUUUCAUCUUGAGCAGUAACAUAGAUGGGUGUAGAUGUGUACCGAGUUAAAAUACUAAAAUAAAUGAUUAAGUGAUUUAAAAAUAAGAAGAAUUUCUUUUUAUUUCUUCAAAACAAAUUGCUAAUAAUUUUUAUUAUCAUAUUGGAUAAAAAUUGAUGAUAUACACACUUUUGUAGACGAAUUUGAUUAUUAAUUAAUAAAAUUGA
This is a messenger RNA of Paramecium pentaurelia, 669 nucleotides long. Lineage: Eukaryota; Ciliophora; Oligohymenophorea; Peniculida; Parameciidae. The record is from the annotation of a GenBank genome assembly.